AUGAAUGGCAGCAGCAAGGUUCAUACUCUCUCCGCAGAAAUCGGGUUCUUUAUGCUACCUGAUAACCGGACUCAGAACCACUGGCAUCUAGACUUUCAGCUGAACUCUCAUCUCUCAACACUGGCAAAUAGUCCUAAGAUCUACCACACCCUUAAUAAGCUAAAUCUAACUGAAGACGUUGGCCAAGACGAUCACCAAACAGGAAGCCUACGAUCCUGCAGUUCUUCUGACUGCUUUAGUAACGUGAUGCCCCCGCACCCAAGGAAAAAGAGAAGACCUGCCUCUGGAGAUGACUUAUCUGCCAAGAAAAGCAGAUAUGAUAGCAUAUAUCAAAAAUACGAUUCAACUAGAAUUAAGACUGAAGAAGAGGCCUUCUCAGGUAAGCGGUGCUUAGAAUGGUAUGAAUAUGCAGGUACUGAGGAUGUGGUGGGUCCUGAAGGAAAGGAGAAAUUUUGUGAAGACAUUGGUGUAGAACCAGAAAAUAUAGUUAUGCUUGUCCUAGCUUGGAAAUUGGAUGCACAAAACAUGGGUUAUUUUACUCUACAAGAAUGGUUAACAGGAAUGACUUCUUUACAAUGCGAUACAACAGAAACACUCAGAAAUUCUUUGGAUUGCUUGAGAUCAGUAUUAAAUGAUUCUACAAACUUUAAGCUUAUUUGUAGAUACACAUUGGACUUUGCACAGGAAAAGGGCCAGCUCAGCCUAGACAUAAACACUGUUGUGAGUGUUGGAUACUGUGUCCAAAGUGAGGAGGAAAGGGACUACGAUACUGCCACUUCCGCACCGUUCUGCCUGGAAUGCUUCUCCAUCGCCUAUCCAUAUAGUUCCCUUGUGGAUCACCUUCAAGGGUCUUCCUCACCUCUGUAA
Fukomys damarensis (Damara mole-rat) is the source of this 867-nucleotide messenger RNA. Its product is annotated as DCN1-like protein 4. Gene Ontology annotation, cellular component: ubiquitin ligase complex. NCBI's taxonomy places the organism in Eukaryota, Metazoa, Chordata, Mammalia, Rodentia, Bathyergidae. Gene Ontology annotation, biological process: protein neddylation; positive regulation of ubiquitin-protein transferase activity. The record is from RefSeq and is a predicted model, not a curated record. Gene Ontology annotation, molecular function: ubiquitin conjugating enzyme binding; cullin family protein binding; ubiquitin-like protein binding.